CUUCAUAACAUUAUGGUUGAACCACUGAUGUCUUACUGGUUUGGGAAGUACAUGUAAAAAAAUUAUAUGUCAUGUGGCAAUGGCCAUCUUCUGUUACCAAAGACCUCCAGCUGACUUUCCUUUCACAUCCAAAUCUGGCUGGCCAACACACAAAAACAACAAAAACAUUGUGAUCCACUAAUACACGCCACAGAUUCAUUCAAAAUGGAGUAGGGAUUUGUUUUUGUGUGUUUGAUGAACAGAUCAAUGAAGGGAAGAAACUAGACAGCACAUUUAAAAUAAGAGCUGAGUGCAGAUGGAUUUAGCUGAACUGUCUGACUAUGCCAUUUCUGCUUGACACACACAAACACAAAUAUACAAGCAUCAUACACACACACACACACACACACACACACACACACACACACACACACACAGAGCAAAGCUACAUUAGUAGGCAGAGGAUGUGUCAUUACUGGGCAGCAUUAGCAGGCUCUGAAAGAAUGAAGCAAUUGAGGAAGAAAGAGGGAGAGGAUAGAGAGAGAUGGAGAGUGGCACUGAAAAGGUUCUGUACCAGCGCUCUUUUGUUCAAAACACACACGCACACACACCUGCCUGUGCAAGAACACGAUGGUGAGGAACUCGGAUAUCAAGAGCGUGCUAGGAAUUAUACUACACUAAGAAUUAAGAACUACUUCAUAAUGAGAGUUUUAAAUUAAAACACUGAGUUUUGUGUGCUGAUUGUGAGAGAAAAUCUGUGAGGAAUUUAUUAAAACAUGGUAAAAUGUGUUUAACGGAGAUGACGGUAUGGCACUUACAAUAUUUGAUUAAAUUAGAACUUUGUUGAAUCACCAGAAAAAUUUUCCAAAAUCAGAAACUGUGUUAAUUCAGUAGAAUUUAUCCGAGUUGGAAUUAAUAUUUUUAACAGACUCCAUGCCAGGAAUAUAAAUCUCAGACAAAAACAUCUUAAGACCUGAAUUACAGGUUAAGUGUUGCUUAAUGACUUGAAGAAAGAAUGAAAACAGGAAGGAGAGGGAGGGAGUGUGAAUAGAAAAGAAAGCAGAGGAAAUGGAUGCUGAAUGAGGGAAUCCUAAAGAGGAAACAGAGAUGUCAGCACUUCCUCUCUCCCUCUCUUUUUUGUACCAGGGCAUAGACUCUACUACAUCUCCCCACCCUGCCUCUCUCUCUUCUACGUUAUCAUAGUGAUCCCAGAAAGGGACCCGCACAGAGAAAGACGGGAUUUGGAUUUUACUGCAGCAUAAAGCGAGAAUAGCAUAAAAAUAAGAGAUCAGAGUUGUGCUAAUCUGGAGAUCAAGCAGAAAGAAAGAGGUGAGGGAUGGAGAGAAACUGAAAGACAGAAAGAGGACAGAGUGAUGACAAGGAGAAGGAACACAAUGAAGAUGCCCGUGUGUGCAGCGGUGUCCUGCCUGCUUUUGCUGUGGUUUACUUGCACUGACGUACAUGCAGAAUGUCCCAGUGUUUGCUCCUGUAGCGAGACCCAUCGGACAGUUGACUGUUCCUGGAGGGGAUUUAGGCAUCUGCCGGUGGGCCUGCAGCGAAACAUUCAAUCCCUCAACCUGACCCACAAUCGGCUAUCUGACCUGGACCACCACCUAAGCUCCUUCACACAUCUGCGCAUCCUGGACAUCUCCUACAACCGCCUGCUUCAUUUUCCAGCCUCGCUACCACGGGCGCUGUGGCAAAUCAACGUCUCAGGAAACCGUCUGCGUGUACUCAACAAGGAUGACACAGCAUACCAGUGGAACCUCAGAGUUCUGGAUCUGUCCGUCAAUAAGCUGGAGCGUGUGGUCUUCAUCAACAACACGCUCCCCAACCUGAAGGCUCUUAACCUUAGUCAUAACAAGUUCUGGACGGUGCCUACCAACAUGCCUCAAAACCUGGAGGUGGUGGAUCUAUCCCAUAACAGUCUGGUCCAGGUUCUACCAGGGUCCCUGAUCCGGCUACACAGGCUGGCUCGGUUCUACUUGCACGCAAACCGCUUCACCUCGGUCAGUGAAGAGGCGUUUGAGCAUCUGCAAAGUCUGAAGCUCAUCACUUUAGGGGACAAUCCCUGGGCUUGUGAAGAAACUGCCAAUAUCAGCCACCUAUUGGUGUGGACCAAACACACUUCCGCCCGAGUGUUGGGCUGCCCCUGCCACACCUGGCACACCUGCGGAGAGGCUCACCUGUCCAAGACAGGGAGCUGGCACUUUGGCACCUACACGCUGUCUCCAUACGUCUUCGGCACUGAGGAGCCAAGCCAUCCAUAUAUACAAUCGGUCACCACACACUUCUGGUCAGGGACGUCACUCCCAAACACCAGGGAUGACCAAACAGGAAGCACCAAGGAACAGGAGUCUUUCAGAAAUGGCCGUAUCUUUACUUCAACUUUACAGGUUUCUCAUUCUAAUACUCAUUCAACUACAGAAGGCCCAGUCACAACUGGCGACUUCGUCACCACCAUCUCCACCACCCGCAGGACCACCACUCUCCGCACGCGGAGUGUGAAGAGACCCAAUCAGAAUCUCAGCCGAAACACAAGCUCAAGAUGCAGUGUGGGUUCACUCUACACAUCAGUCUGCUGUACACUCCUCCUGAUGGCUAUGAUGCAAGGGCUCUGAGGGUCAGCCAAGUCACACAGUAUUUCUUCUAAACUGGAUCAAACUGUAAAUUCAUGUUAACAAAUGGAUAACACGUUGUGCAUUUUCAAAUAAUAUUUGUGUGUAACAUCAUGAAAAGAUUAAAUGAACUUCUGAGCUUCUAAAACAGAACAGUCUCACAAUAUAGCUAAGUGAUGUAAAAGACCAACAAGCAGGAUUAUUUUUUGACAUACAGGUGUGGAGGCAUUUCAUAUGUUAAUUAGAUUAACUUCUGACAAUCCAUUUUGUUUUAAAAAAUGAUUAAAUUAAAUGCAUGAAUCUGUUAAUGCUACUGCAAUAUUAAAAACAUAAACAAAAAGCAUUCCUUUUUAAUCAAAAGCUCUGCACUGUUCAAUAAAAUUAUAAAAUCAGUAUAAUAAAAUAUAAUGAUUUUCUCUCAUUCAGUAAAUAUAAUAUGCUUUAUGCCAGCAUAAGAGUACAACUAUUGCAUUUCCCAGCAGGUAAAUUUACCAGCCAGAUUUCUCCAUCCAAGGAUUUUUUUUUGUAAAAAAAUAUUUAAUGCUUCAAUCAGUUAAACAGUUUAAAAAAAGAUUUUUUUUUUUUUUUUUUUUUUUUUUUUAAGUAAUUUUCCAAAUUCUUUCAAAAUGUUUGCUGCAUGUUUAAAAAUAUGCUACACAUAUACUGUUUUUCUGAGUAAGAAAAAACUCACUCAUGACACUUAAUAAAAAUUAUUUCGUGUAUACAAUUUAACAAAUAAACAAGUUAAUAUUAAGUGAUUACAUUGUCAACUCCAUUUCGUUGUCAAAAAUAGUUUGAAACAAGUCACAACUGAGCCACUUCGCAUCUCCAUUCAAACACAGCCAUGUUUCGUUUAUAACUUAAAGUGCAUUUUUAAACAAAUCUAGUGAGUCAAUGAUUCAAUUUCACAUUCAUAAAGACAACUUGCUUUAUUCCUGAAUGAAUCAGCCGUUCGAAUGAAUCAAAUGAAUGAUUUAGUAAUUAAAUCAGUGACUUGCCGCCACCUACUGGCAGUUUAAGCUUAAUUUUUAAAGUAUCGUUUCAGUUAUUUAAAUCAUUUAAUAUUUCUAUAUUUAAAAUGUUAUAUUUACAACAUUAAUCUCAACAUGAAUUUAUGAAUUUGAUUGCACUCAUGCCACUUCUGAGCCUCAUUAAAAUCUGAAAAUACACCUACAAGACACUUUUGUGUUCUUCUGUGCCACCUCUGUAGUGCAAAUUAAUUUUGUUAAUACUGAUUUCAUUUGAUUUGUAACUUCUUAUUCUACUUGUUCUUAAUGAAGUUCUUUAAUUUACUUUAAGGAGUCAAAUAUCACCUUGCAAUGGGAAGGCAAAUUUUUUAUCAGAUUGAUUAUGGAUAAGAAAGCACUUGUAAAAUUUUGACUGUGCUCCUAAAUUUAAGUGCUCUUUUUUAGGUGCUCCUAAAAAGAAAAGCAAGAGUAGAGCCCUGUUAACCAUGUAAAUUUUUGUUACGUUCCAAAAACUACUGACAAUCAGCAGAGACACUUGAUCAAGAUGGUCUACCAGUUCCUUCAGGUCCCAAACAGCUGGUAAUCCAUCACAGCUACCUAAACCAGUGCUGAGAAGCUUGAUACCAUCUAUCACGUAGUUAAGCUGAUGCUAACACAGUUUUCCAGCUGGGAAAGCAGGGUUUAUUUUUCUCACUUCUUCUACACAUCAUUCUUUUAUUAUCAUGGCUGACUAUUCAAACACAAAAUAUUUAGAAACCCUGUUAUUACCAAUGACAGUGACAAACUCUUACGUCAGGUUACCCAGCUAUGCAAGAAUAUAAACUUUAAAGACUUGACUAUAUAUGGAAAUCUUUUUGUUGUAAACACAGCAACUAAAGCCAGUCUUCCAAUUUCACCAUGAUACCUCACUAAAAACAAACAAACAAUUUGUUAAACAAAAGGAAAUCUUGUCAGCAUGAUCUUUCCACCACUGACCGUCCUUUUUUAAAGAAUCAUGUGACUUCUUCCACUGGUGUCAUUAUUAAAAGCAUCCCCGUCGGUCUAGAGACACUGCACAUCACCGCUCGCAGAGAUAAAGCAUCAGCAUUAUUUACGUGGAGCACCGCUGGUGAGUACCUGGGGAAUGUUAUUUCUUUGAACUAAUGCAAACGCAAUACAUUUUGAAUAAUGCUCAACCUCUGUGAACAUAAAUGAAUCUUUUAUCUAAAAAAAAACAUUAUGGAGCUAGUAAAAAAAAAGAAGUGCUUAUGCUUCCAUACUGAUAUGAUUUUUCUGUUAUGUUUUUCUCAGAUCAGAGAAAUGGCCCUAAGAGUGGACAUCUGUGUGGUUCUGCUUGUUGUGAUGCUCAACUGUAUGCAGGUCCAAAUGCAAACUACCCGCAGUGUAAACACUACUACUUCAUUUACCACCACCAACACUACUAAAAAUAAUGGGAAUGGCACUAACCAGAAUACGAACAGCAACCAAUCAGCUAGUUCCACCGGCACCGGCACCGGCACCGGCACCUCCACAGGCACGAAUGGGAAUAUGAACACCAGCUCAUCAUCCACCUCCCAAAACAACACCGCGCAGAACGCUAAAAAUGCAACUGCCAGUGCUGUCGUUGGCAGUUCCUCCUCUUCCUCCAUGACUAGCUACUUCAAACUUUUGCCGCUUGUGUUCACGGCUCUGAGCUUUCUACAGAUGAUACAGUGACCAUCAACCUCCCUUGUGCUUUGAAGGCAGACAAUAAUGUGAGAUUCCUCAGAGACUUAAUUGUCUUUCUGAAAUGCUAUAACACUUACGUAGAUGUUAAAUGAACAGCCUUUUGCUUAACAUUAGCGAAAAAUAUUUUAAAUAUGAAAAAUACUGGUACUAUUCACAGCCAAUGUGAAAUGGGCAAUCAGGGGUUUGUUUUCAUUUAUUGCUGUAAAAUGCUUUAAUAUCUUUAUAAUUUAAUCAACAAGGUAAUUUUAUGCAUCUGUAAGCUGUUAGUUAAUUGACUGUUCUCAGAAGCAAUAAAACUGAACAAAAGAAAGCUGUGUGCUUU
Molecule: messenger RNA, 5594 nt
Organism: Labeo rohita (rohu)
Lineage: Eukaryota; Metazoa; Chordata; Actinopteri; Cypriniformes; Cyprinidae
Product: oligodendrocyte-myelin glycoprotein
Exons: 2
Coding region: 1353-2600 (415 amino acids)
Biological process (GO): neuron projection regeneration
Molecular function (GO): protein binding
Source: RefSeq, a predicted model, not a curated record